Ipomoea triloba (trilobed morning glory) is the source of this 2891-nucleotide messenger RNA. Its product is annotated as ATP-dependent zinc metalloprotease FTSH 10, mitochondrial-like. Gene Ontology annotation, molecular function: ATP-dependent peptidase activity; zinc ion binding; ATP binding. The record is from RefSeq and is a predicted model, not a curated record. Gene Ontology annotation, cellular component: m-AAA complex; chloroplast thylakoid membrane. The transcript is spliced from 8 exons. Gene Ontology annotation, biological process: protein-containing complex assembly; mitochondrial protein processing. NCBI's taxonomy places the organism in Eukaryota, Viridiplantae, Streptophyta, Magnoliopsida, Solanales, Convolvulaceae. Bases 141 to 2609 code for a protein of 822 amino acids.
CCUAAAAAUCCAACCUUAAUUUCAUGUAUUAUCCUCGUGUUUUUUCUUCUUUAUAACUAAAAUUUCCGCGCAACAAAAGAAACAAAAUUCAUCGUCAAAAAUCAAAAUCCUUCAUUGUUCUUCUUCCAAGUCUAUCAAUCAUGAUAUUCUCCAGAUUGUCUCGUUCAUUGUCUCGAUAUUCUCGUUCCAGAAAUGCGAUUAGCGGGGUUUAUAGUGGGAGGCUAGCGAAUUGGAGCAAGGAAAUUUUUGCAGCUAAUGGUGCAAGUAAGAAUCAGCUUGCCGGAGAAUUAGGGCUUUUGAGGGGGUAUUUAGCUACAAUCAGAACGAGUAAGGAGGUUGUACCGAAGCAGGGUUUCUCUGAUCUUAAUCAUGUUUUCGCGAACCCGAGAUUGCGCAGAUUUUUCUCCAGUGAAGCUCCCAAGAAAAAAAAAUAUGAUAAAUAUGUUCCCAAAGAGAAGAAGGACAGUCCGAAGCAGGAUGGGCAGAAGUCUCAGUCCAAAGAGGAGACGAACUCAGGUGAUCAUAGCAACUUUCAGGAAACUUUGAUGAGGCUUUUCCAGAAUUUCCCCAUCCCCCUGUUGGCACUUUGGAUGACUUUCAUCACAUUAUCGUUUAAUGGUUCUGAAGCAGAGCAGGAGAUUAGUUUCCAAGAGUUCAAAACUAAGCUGCUUGAAGCAGGUUUAGUGGACCACAUAGUUGUGUCUAACAAAACGACUGCGAAAGUUUAUGUCAGAGGCUCGCCACGAAUUAAUGGGGGAGAUGGUGCUUUUGAGGAAGUUGAAGAGGUAGCUGUCAGCAGCACACCUGCUCAAGAAAACAAAAGCAAAUGUGAAUUUUAUUUUAACAUUGGAAGUGUUGAAUCUUUUGAGGAAAAGUUGGAGGAAGCUCAAAAGGCACUAGGGGUUGAUCCUCAUGAUUUUGUCCCAAUUAUGUAUACUUCUGAAACAAGUUGGUACCAAGAAUUGAUGAGAUUUGGACCAACACUUCUAAUUCUGGGACUGGUUUUGUUAAUGAGUCGGAGAAUGCAAGAUGGCAUGGGUGUUGGAGGUGCGGGGGGUAAAGGUGGCCGUGGAAUAUUCAACAUAGGAAAGGCACCUAUCACAAAAGUUGAUAAGAAUGCAAAAAACAAGAUCUAUUUCAAAGAUGUUGCAGGAUGUGAUGAAGCAAAGCAGGAAAUAAUGGAGUUUGUACACUUUCUCAAGAACCCUAAGAAGUAUGAGGAGUUGGGGGCAAAGAUUCCAAAAGGUGCUUUAUUAGUAGGCCCUCCAGGCACAGGAAAAACUCUGUUAGCUAAAGCAACUGCAGGUGAAUCUGGUGUGCCUUUUCUAUCUAUUUCUGGCUCUGACUUUAUGGAAAUGUUUGUUGGUGUUGGCUCGGCGAGAGUUAGAAACUUGUUUCAAGAGGCUAGGCAAUGUGCACCUAGCAUCAUAUUUAUUGAUGAAAUUGAUGCAAUUGGCCGAGCAAGGGGACGCGGUGGUUUCUCAGGUGGUAAUGAUGAGCGUGAAAGUACCCUGAACCAGCUGCUGGUUGAGAUGGAUGGAUUUGGAACUACAUCUGGUGUGGUUGUUCUGGCGGGGACAAACAGACCAGAUAUUUUAGACAAGGCCUUACUAAGGCCUGGACGAUUUGACCGACAGAUUACCAUAGAUAAACCUGACAUCAAAGGUCGUGAGGAGAUCUUUAGAAUCUACUUGCAAAAGAUUAAGCUUGAUCAAGUACCAUCUUAUUACUCCCAGAGACUGGCAGCCCUUACUCCUGGAUUUGCUGGAGCAGAUAUUGCAAAUGUUUGUAAUGAAGCCGCUUUAAUUGCAGCAAGACAUGAAGAAACACAAGUGAAAAUGGAACAUUUUGAUUCAGCUAUAGAUAGGAUCAUUGGUGGUUUGGAGAAGAAGAACAAGGUAAUAAGCAAACUUGAACGGCGAACUGUUGCAUACCAUGAAUCUGGUCAUGCUGUUGCUGGGUGGUUUCUAGAACAUGCAGAACCCUUGUUGAAGGUCACCAUUGUUCCUCGUGGUACUGCAGCACUUGGCUUUGCCCAGUAUGUCCCUAAUGAGAACCUCCUGAUGACCAAAGAGCAGCUUUUUGACAUGACAUGUAUGACACUUGGCGGCCGGGCUGCAGAACAGGUUUUAUUGGGAAAAAUUUCAACUGGAGCGCAAAAUGACUUGGAGAAAGUAACAAAAAUGACAUAUGCCCAAGUUGCUGUAUAUGGUUUCAGUGAGAAAGUUGGCCUGCUCUCUUUUCCUCAGAGGGAGGACGGAUUUGAAACGAGCAGGCCUUACAGUAACAAAACAGCUGCAAUUAUUGAUAGUGAAGUUCGAGAAUGGGUUGGCAAAGCAUACGAAAAGACUGUCCAAUUGAUAGAGGAGCACAAAGAACAGGUAGCUCAAAUUGCCGAGCUCUUGUUAGAGAAGGAGGUUCUUCACCCAGAUGACUUAGUCCAGGUACUCGGGGAACGCCCUUUCAAGUCAAGCGAGGCAACCAAUUAUGACAGAUUUAAGCAGGGAUUUCAGCAGGAAGACGAGAAAGCCGAGCAAAUCAGUGAAAAUAAAACUGCUGACGAGGAGGACGGAUCCUCUCCUAUUGAACCAGACAUUGUUCCUGCUUGAUAGGGACUGCAUUGUUACAUAUUUAUGCACUCUGAUUGGAUCUCUUGUCUCUCAUUGAGCAAGCUGUACACUGGGCAUAUCUUUCUUAAGGCGACAUCCUCGGGGGAAAAACAGAAACAUUCGUAACCGCUAAAUCAUUCAUUGUCUGCUGAUUGCUGCCACUUGAUCUCCACCCUUGCUCAAAUAAUUGUGAUAAGGUGCUGCUGCUAGCAGCAGCUAAGGGAUUUUAAACUUAUGACCCUUUCUCCCUCAAUAAAUUUGUUAUUGGGAAAUUUUUAGUCA